Prunus persica (peach) is the source of this 765-nucleotide messenger RNA. Its product is annotated as receptor-like protein 2. Gene Ontology annotation, molecular function: protein binding. The transcript has a single exon. Bases 149 to 655 code for a protein of 168 amino acids. NCBI's taxonomy places the organism in Eukaryota, Viridiplantae, Streptophyta, Magnoliopsida, Rosales, Rosaceae. The record is from RefSeq and is a predicted model, not a curated record.
GUUGGUGUCAAAAGGAAGAGUGUUUGUAUAUGAUUAUGGCUCCAUCCUUUACCUUGUUACUAGCGUUGAUCUCUCGGACAAUAAAUUGUCAGGAGAGAUACCUAUCGAGCUAACAAGCCUUAUAAAGUUGGGCACCUUAAAUUUGUCCAUGAAUCAUUUGACAGGAAAUAUCCCGGCAAAUAUUGGAAACUUGGAGUCUAUAGAAACUCUUGAUCUAUCAUUGAACAAACUUUCAGGUUCAAUUCCACAGAGCAUGGUUAAUUUAACAUUUUUGAAUCAUUUGAAUCUGUCAUACAAUAACUUGUCCGGGAAAAUUCCAACGAGUAACCAGUUUCAGACCUUUGUUGACCCAUCAAUUUAUGAGGGCAACCCUGGUCUUAGCAGUUGUCCAUUACCAAUUGUUUGCCAAGACAAUGAAGAAGCACCUCAAGUUCCAAGUGGAGAUGGAGGAGAAGAUGAUGACAGUAAACUUGAAAAGCUACAGUUCGUCAUCAGCUUGGUGAUAGGUUUCUGUGCGGGGUUCUGGGGAGUUUUUGGGACUUUGGCCAUGAAGAGGUCUUGGAGAUAUGCGUAUUUUCACUUCCUUGACAAAGUGAAAGAUGCUGUCCUUUAUUUUGUUUCAGCCAUUGGUACUUAUCUGCAGAAAAGAUCGUAGAGCACAAAACAAGCUGCAAAUGUGAAGGCAUGUAUGUAUGCAAGCAAAUAAAGCAAUGUUUAGUAUUGUCCUUUACAAAUUUCUAAGUCAGUUGUUGUUGUGAAAUUAUU